GAAAUGGCCAGACAGAAUGAUUCCACAGUGACUGAGUUUGUCCUCGAGGGGUUGACAGACAGACCAGAAUUCCAGCUGCCUCUCUUCCUCCUGUUCCUGGGGAUCUAUGGAGUCACUGUAGUGGGAAACUUGGGUAUGAUCCUCCUCAUCGCUUUCAAUUCCCAGCUCCAAUCACCCAUGUACUUCUUUCUUGGUAAUUUGUCGUUCCUAGAUCUGUGUUACUCCUCAGUGGUUACCCCCAAACUCCUGGAAAACUUUGUAUGGGAGAAAAAUGUUAUUUCUUAUCCUGGAUGUAUGACUCAGCUCUUUUUCUUUUGUGUUUUUGCGAUUGGUGAGUGCUAUAUGCUGACUGCCAUGGCAUAUGAUAGAUACGUAGCUAUCUGUAGUCCACUGCUCUACAGUGUCAUCAUGUCCCGAAAGAUCUGCAAUAUGCUGGUGAGCGGAGUCUAUAUCAUGGCAUCUUUUGGAGCUAUGGGCCACAUUAUUUUCAUGACCAGGCUUUCCUUCUCUAAGUACAAUAUUAUCCACCAUUACUUCUGUGACAUACUGCCUCUCCUGAAGCUCUCAUGCUCCAGUACCUACAUCAAUGAGCUUCUGGUGAUAAUUGAAGGAGGAUUUAAUAUGAUAGUAACAACUGUGGCCAUCAUCGUGUCUUAUACCUUUAUACUCUCCAACAUUCUUCGAAUAGCCUCAUCUGAAAGCAGGUCCAAAGCCUUUAGUACCUGUGGCUCUCAUCUUACAGUUGUUGGAGUUUUAUAUGGCUCCAUGAUAUUCAUGUAUUUAAAGCCAGCAUCCAGUAGUAAUAUGGCCCAGGAGAAGGUGGCUUCUGUUUUCUACACUACGGUGAUCCCCAUGCUGAACCCUUUGAUCUAUAGCUUGAGGAAUCAGGAUGUAAAGAAUGUGCUCAGCAAUGUCAUGGUUAUCAGGUAUGGACUAUGGAAGGGUAGUAACCAGAACCACUAAAUUUCAUGAUAUUAGUCUACUUCUUUCUUUUUCUUAACACUAACUUAUCUUUCUGUUUCUUAAAAUUAACAGCCCAUUCUCAUUCCUUUCACUACAGUUGUCAGAUAUUACCCUUCUACUGAAGUCUUUGUGUGCAUGCAAACAUACACACAAAUCCAUUCCUUGAGCAUAGUAGCCCAUAACAUUAAGAUUCAGUAGGUCCUCGGUGUGGCUCAGGCAUAUGUAUUUUGAUUAAUUCUUCCCAGGAUCUUCUCCUCUUUUGAGAAAAACUGGGGUAGAAUAUUUAUUUUUUCUUCUGGUUGGUGCAAAUUGAAGUUAUUCAAUUCUGUCAUUCAUAGCUAGGUACAUGACCCUCAGGGUAAAUGGUAUCAGACUAGGUUGUAAUAGAAAAUAAUAAUCUUAACCCCAAUGAUGGACUUGGCUCAUUUGAAAUCUCCUUCUUGUGUCCUUCUCCACAUUUGUUCUGCCAUAUAUCUUUCUCCUUAGAAGUAUAAUUCCAGCCAGUGAAUCUUCACCAAAAUGAGUGAAGAUAUUGUCAGUA
Loxodonta africana (African savanna elephant) is the source of this 1504-nucleotide messenger RNA. Its product is annotated as olfactory receptor 8A1-like. Gene Ontology annotation, biological process: sensory perception of smell; G protein-coupled receptor signaling pathway. The record is from RefSeq and is a predicted model, not a curated record. Gene Ontology annotation, molecular function: olfactory receptor activity; odorant binding; G protein-coupled receptor activity. Bases 4 to 963 code for a protein of 319 amino acids. The transcript has a single exon. Lineage: Eukaryota; Metazoa; Chordata; Mammalia; Proboscidea; Elephantidae. Gene Ontology annotation, cellular component: membrane.